Messenger RNA from Trichosurus vulpecula (common brushtail), 2042 nucleotides. It is a transcript of the gene BEND5, whose product is annotated as BEN domain containing 5. Lineage: Eukaryota; Metazoa; Chordata; Mammalia; Diprotodontia; Phalangeridae. Bases 176 to 1447 code for a protein of 423 amino acids. Gene Ontology annotation, molecular function: DNA binding. Gene Ontology annotation, biological process: negative regulation of DNA-templated transcription. The transcript has 6 exons. The record is from RefSeq and is a predicted model, not a curated record.
GCGCCUCCAGCAGCUGCUCGGGCGGGCGGGCCCCUGAGCGGAGCCGGAGCCGGAGCCGGAGCCGCGGCCGCCGGGGGGCCCCUCCCUCGGUCCGUCCGAUCGUCCGUCGGUCCCGCCUUGGGUCCGUCCCCCUCCGGCCUCAACAGCCCCAGCCGCCGCGGCUCGGACCCCGGCCAUGUACGCCUUUGUGCGCUUCCUGGAGGACAACGUGUGCUACGCGCUGCCAGUGUCCUGCGUGCGCGACUUCAGCCCCCGCUCGCGCCUCGACUUUGACAACCAGAAGGUCUACGCGGUCUACCGGAGCCCCGAGCCCCCCGAGGCGGCGGCGCCCCCUGCGCCUGCGCCCGCCGGGGCCUCCUGGGGUGCGCUGCUGCCGCACAAGGCCCAAAUCCUGGCGCUGGCAGAGGACAAAACUGACCUUGAAAAUAGUGUCAUGCAGAAGAAAAUCAAAAUCCCCAAACUUUCCCUCAAUCACAUAGAAGAUGAGGAGGAGGUCCGGGACUAUGGCGAUGACGAUGGGGAGUUUAGACACAGUAAGAGACAAGAGGGGCGGAAGCAAAGUGAAUCAAGUGCCCACAAGAGCAUCGAGGCCGUGGUGGCCCGCCUUGAGAAACAGAACGGGCUGAGCCUGGUGGGCAGUGCCAGCCCUGAGGACAUCUUUGUGGACUCCUCCAAGGGUGUGGACGGCAUGGACAACAUGGACGAUGCCGUGGUGCCUCGGGCCCUGUAUGAGGAGCUGCUCAGAAGCUACCAGCAACAGCAGGAGGAGAUGCGCCACAUCCAGCAGGAACUGGAGAGGACUCGGAGGCAGCUUGUGCAGCAGGCCAAGAAGCUCAAGGAGUGUGGGACGCUGGUGUCGGAGAUGAAGGAGCUCCGAGACCUGAACCGCCGGCUCCAGGACGUGCUGCUGCUUCGGCUGGGCAGCGGUCCUGCUAUUGAGCUGGAAAAAGUAAAGUCAGAGUCCCUUGAACCCGAGCCGGAAUCACAGAAGACAUUCAGUGAGGAGGCAAACACGUCGGCCUAUUAUCCUGUUCCCGCCCCCGUUAUGGACAAGUAUAUUCUAGAGAAUGGCAAGGUCCACCUUGGAAGCGGGAUCUGGGUUGAUGAGGAAAGGUGGCACCAGCUGCAGGUCACCCAAGGGGACUCCAAAUACACUAAGAACCUGGCCGUCAUGAUCUGGGGGACAGAUGUGCUGAAGAACCGCAGUGUCACCGGUGUGGCCACCAAGAAGAAGAAAGAUGCCAUCCCCAAGCCGCCCCUCUCCCCUCACAAACUUAGCAUUGUCAGAGAGUGUCUCUAUGACCGAAUAGCACAAGAAACCGUCGACGAGACAGAGAUUGCACAGAGACUGUCCAAGGUCAACAAAUACAUCUGUGAAAAGAUCAUGGAUAUCAACAAGUCUUGUAAGAAUGAGGAGCGGAGAGAGGCCAAGUACAAUCUGCAAUAAACUGGGUUUUUCACAAAUGCGCCGCAGACUGGUCCUUGUGUGGUGCCUGACGCGGGGCCGCUGUGGCCGACACCGAAGCUGGUGGGCGAGGGUGGACGAGGGCGGUGUUUGGAGGGGCACUGGAACCCACGUGCUUCCCCGGCCAAGCCGGUCCCAUUGCCAGUCCGAGAUUCGUUCGGAGCCUUGAUCUUGGAGGCCGAAGACCUGGGUUCAAAACCCAGUGCCAGCACUUACAAGACCUGGGACCUUGGGCAAAUCACUGCAACUCUCCGGGCCUCAGUUUCCCCAUCUGUCAAAUGGGGAUAAUAAUCCUUGCACUACCUACCUCACAGGGCUGUUGUGAGGAAAGCGCUUUGGAGACUCGGAAGCGCUCUAGAAAUGAGAGCUUUUGUUAUCCGUAUGCCACCCGCCGCCCACAGUCGUGUUUGCUUUCUGAGGGGGAGGGGGAUGUGAGUCUGAGGGGGGAGGGCUGGGAGGUGUAAAGUGCUUGACUGGGAUUGGAGCUGAACUGUCUCACUCCUUCCAGGACCUCUGUUUCUAUCUCUGUUCGUAUGUUUUGUUGUAUAAUAAAGCCUCAUGAUUUCUUUGAAGAAUA